CUUUUCAACCUUCUCAAUUCACACACUUCGUCAAUCACACAUCCCCUUUGUACUGAAUGCACAACUACAUUAUUGGAGAACCUAGAAAAAAAGCUUGAAGAGACCAGGCGCGAGAGGGAUGGUUAUCUAGCAUUUGAAAGGGAUGUGAGAAGAAAAAGGGAUGCAAUUUUAGCUGCUGGUGAAGAUGGGGAUGGAGAAGAGAAGCGGUUAGAACUGGAAGCUGAGGCCUCCAAAGCUGUAGCGGAACUUCGGGCAACAGAGCACGAAAAGCGACAGCUAGAAGCCGAGCUAGCAGCACUUGAGGAGGAGGAGAAGGCGCUUGAAGAGGAAGAGUCGGAGUUCUGGGCGAAUCAUUCGCAAACGACUCUUCUUCAUGCGCGCGCAUCAGACACGGUCGCAUCUCUCAAUGCCGCAAUUUCUCAGACACAGCGCGAUUUGGCUUCGCUGGCACGCACGAACGUAUACAAUGAUGCAUUUUGUAUCGGUCAUGAUGGCCAUGGCAUCGGAACUGUGAACGGGCUACGGCUUGGGCGAGUCAGUGGCGUCAAUGUUGAAUGGGCAGAAAUCAAUGCUGCUUGGGGGUGGACGUUACUUCUGUUGUAUACGAUAGCGAAGAAGGUGGGGGUUGAAUUUGAAACGUAUCGGCUUGUUCCCAUGGGCUCCACAUCAAGAAUAGAGAAGAUCACAGGCGAUAAGGCGACGUAUGAGCUAUAUGGCUCUGGCGACGUUCACCUAACGCGCUUACUGCACAACCGGCGGUUUGACUACGCGAUGGUAGCGUUCCUGGACUGCCUUCGCCAGAUGAUGGAGCACGUUAACUCCGUUGAUCCCAGUGUGGAGUUCCCUCAUGCAAUUGUCAAGGACAAAAUUGGAGAGGCCUCGAUCAAACUACAAUUUAAUCAGGAAGAGGUCUGGACCCGUGCGAUGCGCCAUGUUCUGCUGGCGUUGAAAUUGCUGUUGAAGUGGGCUACGAGCGGGUAA
Messenger RNA from Cantharellus anzutake, 981 nucleotides. Its product is annotated as Atg6/Beclin. NCBI's taxonomy places the organism in Eukaryota, Fungi, Basidiomycota, Agaricomycetes, Cantharellales, Hydnaceae. Gene Ontology annotation, biological process: autophagy; late endosome to vacuole transport; autophagosome assembly. The record is from RefSeq and is a predicted model, not a curated record. The transcript is spliced from 6 exons. The annotation marks the transcript as partial. Gene Ontology annotation, cellular component: phagophore assembly site; phosphatidylinositol 3-kinase complex, class III, type II; phosphatidylinositol 3-kinase complex, class III, type I.